AGUGAAUAACUUUAGAUAUUUCUGCUGUGGCUACGUUCACGAAAGUUAAAGGAAUUGCUCAAAAAUGCCGAGUCAAGAGGUUGUAACAACGAAAGUUGUGGUGCAUCCUUUAGUUUUAUUAAGUGUAGUGGAUCACUUUAAUCGUAUGGGAAAAAUUGGUAAUCAAAAAAGAGUUGUUGGUGUUCUUUUGGGAUGUUGGAGGGCGAAAGGCGUGCUGGACGUGUCAAAUAGUUUUGCAGUUCCUUUUGAUGAAGAUGAUAAAGACAAAAGUGUGUGGUUCCUUGAUCAUGAUUAUCUUGAAAAUAUGUAUGGAAUGUUCAAAAAAGUUAAUGCUCGUGAAAAGGUAGUAGGUUGGUAUCAUACUGGACCUAAAUUACAUCAAAAUGAUGUUGCAAUUAAUGAAUUAAUCAGAAGAUAUUGCCCCAAUUCUGUUUUGGUCAUCAUUGACGCUAAACCUAAAGAUCUUGGUCUUCCAACAGAAGCAUAUCAAGCUGUUGAAGAAGUUCAUGAUGAUGGCUCUCCAACAUCUAAAACUUUUGAACACAUUCCUAGUGAAAUUGGUGCAGAGGAAGCAGAGGAAGUAGGUGUAGAACAUUUAUUAAGAGAUAUUAAGGAUACCACAGUUGGUACCUUAAGUCAAAGAAUUACAAAUCAAUUAUUAGGUUUAAAAGGCCUUCACGAACAAAUUAGAGAAAUUAGAGAUUAUUUACUGCAAGUUGGUAGUGGUAAAUUACCUAUUAAUCAUCAAAUUGUUUAUCAGCUACAAGACAUUUUUAACUUACUUCCUGAUAUGACACAAACUAGCUUUGUUGAUUCGCUUUAUGUGAAAACAAAUGAUCAAAUGUUAGUUGUGUAUCUUGCUGCUCUUGUUAGAUCUAUAGUGGCAUUACACAAUUUAAUCAAUAAUAAAUUAACUAAUCGUGACGCUGAGAAAAAAGAAACAGAUAAAAAGGAAACAAAAAAGGAUGAGAAGAAAGAAGAAGAAAAAAAAGAUGAGAAAGAUAAAAUAAAAAAUAAAAGUCAGUGAACAAAGUGAAACUGAAACUAAUUUGUGUGAUUGAGACUGUUAACAUUACAGAAGUUCACAAUUGCAAAGUUUGUUUAUACAUGUACAAAUGUAUUUUGUGCUUACAAACAAUUGGUAUUUCAAAUUAACACCAAAAUAAAACAAAUGACGAAUGUUUUUAAAGUGUUCUAUCACAUAUACAUUAAAUAAAAGAUAUAAUGGUAGAGAUGCAGUUACACAUUUCCACGAUUUAUAGCAAACACAAAUUAUAUUAAUAAUUUUGCACAAUUAUUAAGAAUUUUAAUAUUAAACGUUUAUGAGAUGAUAUAACGUAAUAACUGUGUAAUAACGGAUAAACUUUUUUUUCUAGGAAUGAGCAACUGCCUCAAAUUACCUUUAACUUUUAUAUAAUGUAUUAAUGGAUAAAAAAUUUCGUGAUUUUUUCAUGAACCAUGAAUAUUAUUCAAUUGUCAUUAACGAUACAUUUGAAUGUACCGAAAUUUUCUAUAUUAUCUGAAAAUAGCAGAUAAGAUUCUUAUAAUAUAUACAGUCCUUAGAUAUUAUGAACAUGUUUUCUAGAGAAUUUAAACAUUCUUAAUCAUUACAUUACGUUACUAAUAAAAAAAAAAA
This is a messenger RNA of Apis mellifera (honey bee), 1636 nucleotides long. It is a transcript of the gene Rpn8, whose product is annotated as 26S proteasome non-ATPase regulatory subunit 7. The record is from RefSeq and is a predicted model, not a curated record. NCBI's taxonomy places the organism in Eukaryota, Metazoa, Arthropoda, Insecta, Hymenoptera, Apidae. Gene Ontology annotation, biological process: proteasome-mediated ubiquitin-dependent protein catabolic process. Gene Ontology annotation, molecular function: metallopeptidase activity; protein binding. Gene Ontology annotation, cellular component: proteasome complex; proteasome regulatory particle. The transcript is spliced from 4 exons. The coding region runs from base 65 to 1027 and encodes 320 amino acids.